GAACGUCAUUUUUGUGUUGCUGGAGUGGAGUUUCAAAGUGUAUUGAUUUUUUCAUUUCCCAAUCCCAAUUUAAAAUUAAACUUUCAAUGUUAUUAUCUAAGUAAUAAUACAAUGCAAUUUAUGUUUCAAGAACGAAUGAAUUUAAAUAAUAUUCAAUUAUGAACGAAGAAGACAAACAGGCGCUUAUCCAAAGAUUUAAUAUUAAGAUUGGAGAUGAUAUUAAUAACUUGGCUAACGCAUAUGAAUUAGAAAAUGAAUAUGUAGAAAAGCGCGACAAAUUACAAAACUCUCUUCAGGUGAAAAACACUGAAGUCCCAACAAAAGUGAAGUCAUCAAUAGAUAAAGCAAAGAAAAAGCCUGCUGAAAUAGCGGAGCUCAAAGAGAAAAAUGAAAAGUUGCAAAACAAACUAGACCAGUUUCUGGUAAAAACUGAGCCCCUGCGUGACAAACUAAACAAAAGGUUUGCAGCUAUCAAUAAACUAGUGAAGGCCCAGUCAUAUUUGAAGACUUAUAUAGAAGUAGAAGAUUUGUGCCGUCAAUUGUCCAACUGUAAUGAAGAUGAGCAGAGUGUGCUGCUGUUUGGAGCACUUAAAGAGCUGUGCUUACAAUACCAGGAUGGCCACAGAGGCACUUAUUUCAAGGAAUACACACACUACUGGCAUAAUAUACUUAAGGAUAAAUUAACUAAACAAUAUGAAGAUGUAUUAAAACUGCUGAAAUGGCCAGUAGUAAUGCGUCCGGACAUGUCCCCUUUGCCUAAAGAUGUUAUGGUCAAGUUCCAUAAUCUGACCAAGUUUUUAUUCCUUAUUGAAGAACCAGACGAUGAACAAGCCAGAAUACAGUCAGGGGAUUUCAGUUUAGCAGAAAAUCCCUGUUUACCUGUAAAAGUCCUGUUACGGCCACUGAAGAAAAGGUUUACAUUCCACUUCACUGGGUCUCGGCAGACCGCGCGCAUUGACCGCCCUGAAUGGUUCCUAACUCAGACGCUCACAUGGAUCAAGGAUCACCAGGGCUUCGUGAGGACACAUGUACAGCCAGUUGCUGACAAACUGCAGUUGAGGCAUGUUCGGGCUGUUGACGAGUUCAACGCCGGCCUAAUCUCUUUCGCGGCGGAAAGACUGCACACCGUCCUCGGCAUGUAUAACGCACACGGGGCCAAGGAAAAACGCGCGGACAUGGACGCGGCCUUUGCUCACGCUGUGGAUGAGGCUUUAGGCUUCCAUCGUGAACUGGUGCUAAUAACGGGGCAUGAGGUGAACAGCGUGCUUUCGGUGCUGACGAAGGCGGAGAUCUUUGUGAGAUGGCUUUCUGUUGAAAAGAAAUAUGCCUUAUCAAAAAUGGACGAGACGUUAGACACCGAGUCAUGGAUCGAGCCCGUGGCAGGCGGCAUGGGUUCCGCAGUAGGGUCCGUGCUGUGGGUGCCGCGGGGCGCUGAUUGGUUCAUGUCGCUGUUGAAAACUAUUGAGGACCGGUAUGCUGUGUUACCGCAGCCUGGACACCGGCUUCAGUUUCUCGAGCUCCAACUGGAGCUUGUUGAGGAGUGGCGCGUGCGGCUGACGCAGCUGCUGAGCGCGGCGCUGGGCGUGCUGCCGGCGGCCGCGUUCCUGGCCGGCGCCGGCCCGGACCCCGUCACCGCCGUCGUCAACGCGGCGCACCACGCCCGCACCGGCCUGCUGCAGUGGGCCCACUGUCUGCACUACCUCCAACUGCACUACUACCGUCGCCAGUUCCAACACUUCACCCAGCAGCAACACCAUGACGAGUCCGGAUCAGCGUCCAGCUCCGGCGAACAAUCUAACGAAUCAGACUCGGACGCUGAUGACGAAAAAGAAAAAACAGAUGAUGACGCCUUGUCGCUGAAAGAUGUGGAGCAGAAGGCGAAAAACCAAGCUAUUGAUGAAGUGAUGCGUCGCAAUUCAGUGUUGCCUGAAUUGAGCCACUUUGAUAUCACAUCGCCAAUAUCAAACUUGACCGUAACGGAGCCGCUGUCUAACGACGACUCUGAAGAGGCGGGCGUGUUUGCCGAAGCGCCGGCGCUACUAGCGCGUUUGCGCGACGCCGGACUCACCGCUCUCGCCGACCACGCGCUGCUCGAGUUCCGCGCCGCCAUGCGCGACUACAGGCGGCAGAAAUGGCACGCGAUGUUGGUAGUGGAAGAAAUAGCGCUCUGCGUAUCAACGCCUCUGUGCGCGCCGCUGUCCGCGCUCUGCACGCGCAUGAACAACGCCACGGCCAAACUGGCCCCUGUCCUGGCCGUGAGGUUCAGGAGCUUCCUGGCUGAGAGCGUCGACCAGUACAUCUUCGAGGAGGUGGUGCUUGAAAGUUGGUUCAACACGGGCGGCACGAUCCAAUUCACGCACGACGUGAAGCGCAACCUCGUGCCGGCCUUCGCUCCGCCUAAUAAGAGCGCGUCGCAGACCAACCUACUACCUAAGCUGCUAGAAUCGUGCGUGCUCCUGAACAUGGAGUACGAGGAGGCUCGGCGGCUGCGCUCGCUGCUGCGCGCGCACCCGGGCACGGGCGCGGAGGCGCUGCGCGCGCGCGGCGUGCGGCACGUGCCGGCGCCGCACGCGCUGCGCGUGCUCGACCAGCGCACCGACCUCGGCGACGCGCCCGAGCGCUCCGUCAUGGACCUCUUCUGAGAGUGCGAGGGGGGAGGGCUUUAAGUUGGC
Messenger RNA from Cydia amplana, 2672 nucleotides. RefSeq names its product RAD50-interacting protein 1 (gene Rint1). The transcript is spliced from 14 exons. Gene Ontology annotation, cellular component: Dsl1/NZR complex. The record is from RefSeq and is a predicted model, not a curated record. Gene Ontology annotation, biological process: endoplasmic reticulum to Golgi vesicle-mediated transport; retrograde vesicle-mediated transport, Golgi to endoplasmic reticulum; regulation of ER to Golgi vesicle-mediated transport. The coding region runs from base 159 to 2642 and encodes 827 amino acids. NCBI's taxonomy places the organism in Eukaryota, Metazoa, Arthropoda, Insecta, Lepidoptera, Tortricidae.